AUGUCUGCGUCCCCAAAAGAUACCCCAGAGGAAGCUCAGGAUAAGCUCGAGGACGAACUCGAUGAACAGCAGCAGCCUACCGACGCCGAGGGCGUGUCUGCCCCUGCUGAGGCUCCUGCACCGCCUGUAAAACGCGGUCGCGGCCGUCCAAAAGGCAGUAAGAACAAGCCUACCUCUUCUUCGGCUUCCCCUGCCGCCCCCCGACGACCCCGUGGUCGGCCUCCCAAGGAAAAGAAGGAGGACGAGGCAGGAGCUGAAUCUUCUGCCCCAAAACGCGGACGGGGACGUCCACCAAAGCAUCCCAGGCCCGCUGAGUCGGGAGGUGAGGGCGCUGCAAAUGAUGCUGCUGAGCCCCCUGCAAAAAGGAAGCGGGGAAGACCCAAGAAGACCACGACAACUUGA
This is a messenger RNA of Desarmillaria tabescens, 402 nucleotides long. RefSeq lists its product as uncharacterized. NCBI's taxonomy places the organism in Eukaryota, Fungi, Basidiomycota, Agaricomycetes, Agaricales, Physalacriaceae. The record is from RefSeq and is a predicted model, not a curated record. Gene Ontology annotation, biological process: regulation of DNA-templated transcription. Gene Ontology annotation, molecular function: DNA binding. The transcript has 3 exons. Bases 1 to 402 code for a protein of 133 amino acids. Gene Ontology annotation, cellular component: nucleus; chromatin.